CCUACAGAAGCACCAUGACCUGUGGAUUCAGUGGCCGCGCCUCCAGCAGCAUUUCGGCCUGUGGGCCCCGGCCCGGCCGCUGCUGUAUUACCGCCGCCCCCUACCGUGGUAUCUCCUGCUACCGUGGCCUCACUGGGAGCUUUAGCAGCCACAGUGCCUGCGGAGGCUUCCGCUCUGGCUCCUGCGGACGCAGCUUCGGUUACCGCUCUGGAGGCGUGUGCGGGCCCAGCUCCCCCUGCAUCACCUCCGUGUCUGUCAACGAGAGCCUGCUCAUGCCCCUCAAUCUGGAGAUCGACCCCAACGCACAGAUUGUGAAACAUGAGGAGAAGGAGCAGAUCAAGGGUCUCAACAGCAGGUUUGCUGCCUUCAUUGACAAGGUGCGCUUCCUGGAGCAGCAGAACAAACUGCUGGAGACCAAGUGGCAGUUCUACCAGAACCGCAAGUGCUGCGAGAGCAACCUGGAACCCCUGUUUGAUGGCUACAUUGAGACACUGAGGCGGGAGGCUGAGACUGUGGAGGCUGACAGUGGGAGACUGGCCUCAGAGCUCAACCACGUGCAGGAGGUGCUGGAGGGCUACAAGAAGAAGUACGAGGAGGAAGUGGCUCUGAGAGCUUCGGCAGAGAAUCAAUUUGUGGCUCUGAAGAAGGAUGUGGACUGCGCCUAUCUUCGCAAGUCAGAUCUGGAGGCCAAUGUGGAGUCUCUGACCCAGGAGAUUGACUUCCUGCGACAUCUGUAUGAGGAGGAGAUCCGGGUUCUCAACUCCCACAUUUCAGACACCUCUGUCGUGGUCAAAAUGGACAACAGCCGAGACCUGAACAUGGACUGCAUCAUCGCCGAGAUCAAGGCUCAAUAUGAUGACAUCGCUAGCCGAAGCAGGACUGAGGCUGAGUCCUGGUACCGCAGCAAGUGUGAGGAGAUGAAGGCCACAGUGAUCCGGCAUGGUGAGACUCUUCGCCGCACCAAGGAGGAGAUCAACGAACUCAACCGCAAGGUCCAGAGGCUGACUGCUGAGGUGGAGAACGCCAAGUGCCAGAAUUCCAAGCUGGAGGUCGCAGUAUCCCAGUCUGAGCAGCAGGGUGAGGCAGCCCUCAGUGAUGCCCGUUCCAAGCUGGCUGGGCUGGAGGAUGCCCUGCAGAAGGCCAAGCAGGACAUGGCCUGCCUACUUAAGGAAUACCAGGAGGUGAUGAACUCUAAGCUGGGCCUGGACAUCGAGAUCGCUACCUACCGGCGCCUGCUGGAGGGCGAGGAGCACAGACUGUGUGAAGGUGUUGGAGCUGUGAAUGUCCAAGUCAGCAGCUCCCGGGGUGGAAUCGUCUGUGGGGACCUCGCUGUAUCGGGAUCCCGGCCAGUGACUGGCUGUGUCAGCAGUGCACCCUACACCGGGAACCUGGCCGUGAGCACUGGGAGGUGCGCCCCCUGUGGUCCUUCCAAUUCCUUCACCUCUAGUAGCCUGGGCAACUGCGGUGUAAGCUCCUGUGGUAUUAGCUCCUGUGUUGUGGGCUCCUACACCAGCAGCUGCCGGAAGUGUUAG
Chrysochloris asiatica (Cape golden mole) is the source of this 1532-nucleotide messenger RNA. Its product is annotated as keratin, type II cuticular Hb1-like. NCBI's taxonomy places the organism in Eukaryota, Metazoa, Chordata, Mammalia, Afrosoricida, Chrysochloridae. The transcript is spliced from 9 exons. The record is from RefSeq and is a predicted model, not a curated record. Bases 15 to 1532 code for a protein of 505 amino acids. Gene Ontology annotation, biological process: keratinization; intermediate filament organization. Gene Ontology annotation, cellular component: keratin filament. Gene Ontology annotation, molecular function: structural constituent of skin epidermis.